UUAGAUACCUCUCCUCUCGACCAGAAAAUACUCAGAAUUUGGAGCAAGGUGUGGAGGAGCCGAACUGUGAAGAAAAUCCAACCAUUUUUGAUAAAAAGGUGUCAAUUUUAUGUUCGAUAUCUGUCAAAACCAAACCCGGCUUGGCAUUUUCCUCUCCCCCUCUCUCUCUCUCUCUCUAGAUCGAGCUGCCUCGGUCCCAUCGAUCAUACCAGAUUUGCCAGUACCGCUCUAAAACCACAUAAAUAAGCAAACUCGCACUCAAAACCGAGCGUACGAACUGUGGGUUUUGGAAGAGGGAGACUCGAGAAACAGAGAGAUGCUGAAGGUCUCCUGCAAUGUGAGCAAUGACCAGAUUCACGCCCUAGCCCAAUGCGCUUUUCUGGGUCGCUGUACAUCCACUCUCCGGAGAAACGACGCCAUUUGGUGCCGGCCACUUCGUAAACCUCCGGUUCUGGCCCGGGCUGUCUUGUCGGACCGGGGUGGAGCUUCCAGCGGGGUCUUGGGGUCGGACAGGAUGGUCGGAUCCGGGUCCGGGAGCCUGGCGGACCGGUUGAGGCUUGGAAGCUUGACGGAGGACCGGUUGUCUUAUAAGGAGAGGUUCAUAGUGAGGUGCUAUGAGGUUGGGAUUAACAAAACCGCUACAGUUGAAACCAUUGCCAAUCUUUUGCAGGAAGUUGGAUGCAACCAUGCUCAAAGUGUAGGAUUUUCCACAGAUGGUUUUGCAACGACCCCCACCAUGAGGAAAAUGCAUCUCAUAUGGGUGACUGCUCGCAUGCACAUUGAGAUCUACAGAUACCCAGCUUGGAGUGAUGUAGUUGAAAUUGAAACUUGGUGCCAAGGGGAUGGAAGAAUUGGAACUAGACGUGAUUGGAUAAUCAAGGACCAUGCUACUGAUCAAGUAAUUGGAAGGGCAACAAGCAAGUGGGUUAUGAUGAACCAAGAAACCAGACGACUUCAGAAAGUUAGCGAUGAUGUCCGGGAAGAGUAUUUAGUUUAUUGCCCACGUGAACUCAGAUUAGCAAUUCCAGAGGAGAAUAGUAGUAGCUUGAAAAAAAUACCAAAACUGGAAGAUCCUGCUCAAAAUUCUAAAGUGGGACUUGUGCCCAGAAGAGCUGAUCUGGACAUGAAUCAGCAUGUUAAUAAUGUCACCUACAUUGGAUGGGUUCUAGAGGGAUGGCCAUGUGAUAUUCCACAGAGCAUGCCACAAGAAGUCAUUGAUAGCCAUGAACUGCAAACUAUUACCCUAGAUUACAGACGGGAGUGCCAACAUGAUGACAUAGUUGAUUCACUUACCACUGUGGAACCAGUUGAGGAUGCUACAGCAGUUUCUGAGCUUCAAGGAAAAAAUGGGUCUGCUGAUGUAAAGGAAUACAAAGAAGAUUUGCCUCAGUUUUUACAUUUAUUAAGAUUGUCAGGAGAUGGGCUUGAAAUAAACAGAGGACGCACUGUGUGGAGAAAGAAACCUGCCAGAUGAUUUAAUUUGGUCGGCUCCAUCUUUUCUAGAUCUCAAAGUUUUUCAUGUUCUUUGGUCGUGUUUUCCUCUUUACUGCUCCAAAGGAAUUUUGCUCCAACAUUAUGCCCUUGUUAGGCGAUGGGUUUUAAAACUCAUUUCAUAAUGCAUAGAGAUUGCCAUGGUCUACUCCAAAUUAUUGGUUAGAUUGAGCAACACGAAGACGUGCUUAUGAUUAUUCAUGCACACUCGAACUCAAUGUAUCGAUUGUAUAUUUUAUGUCAACAUUUUCCUUUUACUUAAUUAUAAGCUCAAUAUUCCAAGUUUGUUAAA
Molecule: messenger RNA, 1783 nt
Organism: Carya illinoinensis
Lineage: Eukaryota; Viridiplantae; Streptophyta; Magnoliopsida; Fagales; Juglandaceae
Product: oleoyl-acyl carrier protein thioesterase 1, chloroplastic-like
Exons: 8
Coding region: 317-1474 (385 amino acids)
Biological process (GO): fatty acid biosynthetic process
Molecular function (GO): fatty acyl-[ACP] hydrolase activity; acyl carrier activity
Source: RefSeq, a predicted model, not a curated record